AUCCCUCAGCGCCGGAAGUGGUGCAGCACGGAUGUAUUAACGUGAACGUGUCAGUCUCGGUUGUCUUGAGAGUGAUGAUGCGGGUAUGCUGGCUGGUGAGACAGGACAGUCGGCACCAGCGAAUCCGACUCCCGCAUUUGGAAGCAGUUGUGAUUGGGCGCAGCCCAGACACCAAGAUCACUGAUAAGAAAUGUUCUCGACGGCAAGUACAGUUGAAAGCAGAGUGUAACAAGGGAUAUGUCAAGGUAAAGCAGGUAGGGGUCAAUCCCACCAGCAUUGACUCCGUCAUAAUUGGGAAAGACCAAGAGGUGAAGCUGAAGCCUGGCCAGGUUCUCCACUUGGUGAAUGAACUUUAUCCGUAUAUUGUAGAGUUUGAGGAAGAGACAAAGAGCCCUGGCCUGGAAACACACAGGAAGAGAAAGCUGUCAGGUGACAGUGAUUCUAGAGAAAGGGAUGUUGUACAGCAAAUUGAGCCAGGGACAGGACUGGACCCCAGGAGCAGCCCUACUCAAUGCUCUGUGCCCUCAAAGAAAGGGAAAGAUGGAACUACCAAAAAGGAGGCAGUAGGCCACUGGAGUCAAGGUUUGAAGAUUUCUAUGCAGGAUCCCAAAAUGCAGGUUUACAAAGAUGAGCAGGUAGUGGUGAUUAAGGAUAAAUAUCCCAAGGCCCGUCACCACUGGUUGGUGUUACCAUGGACCUCCAUUUCCAGUCUGAAGGCAGUGACCCAGGAACACCUGGAACUCCUCAAACACAUGCACGCUGUGGGGGAAAAAAUGGCUGCAGAUUGUGCCGCCUCCAGCAAGCUCCGCUUUCGAUUGGGCUACCAUGCCAUUCCCAGCAUGAGUCAGGUACACCUUCAUGUGAUCAGCCAGGAUUUUGAUUCUCCCUGCCUUAAAAACAAAAAACAUUGGAAUUCUUUCAAUACAGAAUACUUCAUUGAAUCACGAGAGUAGUUGGGAUCUGAACUCUUUUUUCUUGCCUGCAGCUGUGAUCGAGAUGAUACAAGAGGCUGGCAGAGUGACUGUUCAAGAUGGGACGUCUGAACUCUUGAAACAGCCCCUUCGUUGUCAUGAGUGCCAGCAGCUGCUGUCUUCUAUUCCACAACUGAAAGAACAUCUCAGGAAGCACUGGCCAGAGUGACUGUGGAGUCCAAGCUUCUACAGCGAAUGUGGCCUGCUCUGUGGUGUGAACACCCA
Molecule: messenger RNA, 1196 nt
Organism: Chrysochloris asiatica (Cape golden mole)
Lineage: Eukaryota; Metazoa; Chordata; Mammalia; Afrosoricida; Chrysochloridae
Gene: APTX
Product: aprataxin
Exons: 8
Coding region: 75-953 (292 amino acids)
Biological process (GO): single strand break repair; double-strand break repair
Cellular component (GO): nucleus
Molecular function (GO): single-strand break-containing DNA binding; protein binding; single-stranded DNA binding
Source: RefSeq, a predicted model, not a curated record